This is a messenger RNA of Parnassius apollo (apollo), 531 nucleotides long. The record is from the annotation of a GenBank genome assembly. Lineage: Eukaryota; Metazoa; Arthropoda; Insecta; Lepidoptera; Papilionidae.
AUGUUGCAGAGGUUUGUGGAGCUGAAGGAUGAAAUUAAAUGUGCGAUAAGCAAUUUAGACUCGCCAAGUCGCCUAGCCAUAAUGAACUAUGAAUGGGACGUCUGUGAAUCACUGAUUAUGGUACUGGAGUCGUGCGAAGAGGUGACUAGAGAAAUGAGUGGCCAAAAAUACGUUAGUGGUUGCUCAGUGCUGCCUAUAACGGUCGGUCUCACCAGUGCACUCAAUGAGAUUGCUGAUCCAGCUUAUCAGCAAAAUAGCAAUUUAAAAGUUUUCGCCGAUAAAGUCGAAAUGUGUCGACAAGAACUGCUGUCGGAAAUAACUUCCAGACUCGCGAACAUGGAAAAUAGUAAAACUUUCACUACAUCCGUGUUUCUCGACCCACGGUAUAAAUUAUAUUUGAAAAUCAAGCAAUUGCCGACAACACAAAAAACACGUCAUAGCGUUGGUGACUGCGAUGAUAAACGAACCCAGCGUGGCCUUACCAUCUACGUCACGACAGGGAGAAACGGCAGCCACCAGAAGACCGAAUAG